This is a messenger RNA of Xiphias gladius (swordfish), 1543 nucleotides long. RefSeq names its product trans-golgi network vesicle protein 23 homolog B (S. cerevisiae) (gene tvp23b). Bases 114 to 719 code for a protein of 201 amino acids. The transcript is spliced from 7 exons. Gene Ontology annotation, biological process: protein secretion; vesicle-mediated transport. Lineage: Eukaryota; Metazoa; Chordata; Actinopteri; Istiophoriformes; Xiphiidae. The record is from RefSeq and is a predicted model, not a curated record. Gene Ontology annotation, cellular component: Golgi membrane.
GGCGACGCCACAGUGACGUAACAGUACACAUGCCACGCUUUGGCCACGUGACUCCAGUGUACGGUGACGUGUAGCCGAGCAUGUAAGCAGGAAGAGCCUGCCGAAACUCCAACAUGAUAACAGAAGAUACCAAUGAUGAAGACGUGUCUCUGUUUGAUGCGGAGGAAGAUGCAGGGAAAAGGUCAAAGAAGACAAAUAUUAAGCAUCCGUUGGCGUCCUUCUUCCACCUCUUCUUCAGAGUUAGUGCCGUCCUCGUCUACCUGCUCUGUGAGAUUUUCAGCAGGAGUUUCAUCGCCUGCAUGGUUGCAAUCAUCCUUCUGCUGUCAUGUGACUUCUGGACAGUAAAGAACAUCACCGGGAGGUUGAUGGUUGGUCUCAGGUGGUGGAACCAGGUGGACGAUGAUGGUAGAAGCCACUGGGUGUUUGAGUCGAGGAAGGGUACGGGGAAGCAACAGGCGUCAGAUUCCGAGUCCCGGAUCUUCUGGCUUGGACUGAUUGUUUGUCCAGUCCUCUGGGUCAUCUUUGCCUUCAGUACCCUCUUUUCUUUCAAGAUUAAAUGGCUGCCGGUAGUGAUCAUGGGCGUGGUGUUGCAAGGGGCCAACCUCUACGGAUACGUGCGGUGUAAAGUGGGAGGCAAGACCAGCUUAAAGAACAUGGCUACCAAUUACUUUGGACGACAGUUCCUCAAACAGGCGCUGUCUAAAGAAGAGGAAUCGUAGGGUGCAGCUCUGCGAUCUUAACGCGUUUGCAUUAUUCUUAAUGCUAUAAUAUAUAUUCUUUUAGCAAGUGGAUACGUCGAAAGAAAUCUUUUUGCAUCACUAACUCCCCCCCCCCCCCUUUUUUUAACGUAAUGUUUGACUCAGUCAGUCCCAUCAGAGAGAGUUUCCACAGAGAGGUCAGAGGUCUCGUAGCUUGUUUUUCCGCAACUGAAGCUCCACAAGAAACCCUCAGACUUUAACUGAUCCUUUAGCGUAAAUGCAUGAGUGAAAAAAAGUGUGCAAGUGUUUGAAAUGUUAAACUGACUGUAGUUUGAUGUGUCACGUUGUCUCACAGCUCCCUCAGAUACCUUAGUUUGUUGUUUUCAUCGCCUCUUAACUUGAAUCUUUAUAAAGUUAAUAAAAAAUUUUAAAAAAUGUAGUUUCUGAGAGGUAUUGUACAAACUUUUUUGUUUGUAUAAUAGUUUUAAAGUUACAGUGUAAAGUAUUCCAGGAGAUUUGUAAAUAUGUAUGUAAAGAAACUGUGUGCAGCAUCAUCUUUUGUGCAAAUACAUUUGUAACAUUUUUCCGAACAGAAUGGUAGUUUUCAUUUAUGCAAAUAGUUUUCAACGUGUGAAAAUAUUAUGAGUUAAGUCUGAUUAGUUUUCUUCGCUGUCGGCUCGAGGACAGGUCAGAUUUUUACUCAGUAAAAAAAAAGGUAUGAAUAAUACCAUCAACUGAGAUUUUGUUGCAGGUCAUUUUUGUUUCAUUUCAGCCGUUUUUAUUUCAAAAUGUCUAGAGUCAAAUUGAUUAGUCGAUCGAUAGAAAAAUAAUAGGCAACUCCUUUG